AUAAAAAGUUAAGGACUCGAAAAUGCGUGCUUACCUAAUCAGAAAAGGUAAUUAACUGGGGUUUUGAGGAAAUGGGCAUGCCCUAAUAAUAUUCAAAUUUGGCGCCCAUUUCUGCUUAUCCAUGAGAUCUGGUAGGAAGAAAAUAAUGAAGAAUUCAUCUCCACAUUUUAAUACUUAAAACCCUCAAAACUCAGCUUUACUUUCUCAUGUCUAAAACUCUUCUCUCUCGCAUCAAACCCCUUCAUCGCCCAACACCCACUUCUAGUUCUCGCAUUCCCUUCACACCUCAUCUCAAAGAUAUGGUUAAAGACGCAAUUUACAUCAUCAAAACCGACCCAGAAUGGCAAGAAUCUCUCGAAACCCAUUUCUUGGAUACAGAAAUCCCGGCUUCAGAUAUCGCAUGCCAUAUGUUUGAUCAAAUUCACGACCCAGAAAUGGGUCUAGAGUUCUUUCAUUGGGCAUCAAAGCAGUCGAAUUGCGGAAAUUACUUAAAUGAGUUUUCUUGUUCUUCGCUUUUGAGGUUAUUGGCAAGACGUAGACUGUUUUCAGAGGUUGAGAGUUUAUUAAAGAUAAUGAAAUCGAAGGAUUUAAUGCCUACACGUGAAGCUUUCAGUCUUGUAAUUAGUGUAUUUGCGGAUUGUGGGUUGGUUGAUAGGGCUCUUGAAUUCUACCGUACUUUUAUUAAAAUCCAUCAUUGUGUGCCUGACGUUUUUUCUUGCAAUUCAUUGCUUAAUGUGCUGGUAAAACAUGGGAAAGUUGAAAUUGCAUGUAAGGUGUAUGAUGAAAUGGUUGAUAGAAAUGGGGAAGUUGAUAAUUACACUGUUUGUAUAAUGGUAAAAGGUCUGUGUAAAGAAGGGAAAGUUGAGGAUGGUUGGAAGUUGAUUGAGAAGAGAUGGGGAAGAGGGUGUAUGCCGAAUAUUGUGUUUUAUAAUACUCUAAUUGAUGGGUAUUGCAAGAAAGGAGAUACUGAAAGGGCUAAUGUACUCUUCAAGGAGUUGAAAAUGAAGGGUUUCUUACCUACAGUGAAGACUUAUGGUGCCAUAAUUAAUGGGUUCUGUAAAAAAGGGAAGUUUGAGGUGGUUGAUAAGCUUCUAGUUGAAAUGAGCGAGAGAGGUUUGGAUGUUAGUAUUCAUAUUUAUAAUAAUAUUAUUGAUGCUCAAUUUAAGCAUGGCUGUAGAAUUGAAGCAGCAGAUACUGUAGGAUGGAUGAUUAAAAGUGGUUGUGAUCCUGAUAUGGCAACAUAUAAUAUCUUGAUUACUGGUUCAUGCAGCUGUGGAGAAGUUCAUAAAGCUGAACAACUUCUAGAACAAGCUAUAAAGAGGGGAUUGUUGCCCAAUAAAGUUAGUUAUACUCCUCUUAUACACAACUAUUGCAAACAAGGGGAAUACUUGAGGGCCUUAGAUUUGCUUAUUAAGAUGUCAGAGAGAGGACAUAAGCCUGAUUUGGUUACUUAUGCAGCACUUAUCCAUGGGCUUAUUGUUGCAGGGGAGGUUGAUGUUGCAUUAACAGUUCGAAAUAAAAUGGUGGAAAAGGGAGUAUUGCCUGAUGCAAAUAUUUACAAUGUUUUGAUGAGUGGACUUUGCAAGAAAGGGAGGCUUCCCGCUGCUAAGGUCCUGCUUGCAGAGAUGCUUGACCAAAAUGUAGCCCCUGAUGCAUUUAUUACUGCUACCUUGGUUGAUGGAUUUAUAAGACAUGGUGACUUUGAAGAAGCCAAAAAACUUUUUGAGCUCACAAUUGAAAAGGGUAUAGAUCCUGGUGUUGUUGGAUAUAAUGCCAUGAUUAAGGGUUAUUGCAAAUUUGGAAUGAUGAAGGAUGCACUGCUAUGCUUUAAAAGAAUGAUACAAGGGCUUCAUUCUCCAGAUGAGUUCACCUAUUCUACAAUCAUAGAUGGAUACAUAAAGAUGAAUGACUUGCAUGGAGCACUGAGAAUGUUUGGACUGAUGGUGAAAGGGGCCUGCAAACCAAAUGUGGUAACUUAUACCUUGCUAAUUAAUGGGUUUUGUCUCAGCGGAGACAUCAAUAGAGCAGAAAAAACUUUUAAACAGAUGCGAUCUCUUAGAUUGAAGCCCAAUGUAGUAACAUAUACAAUACUUAUUGGUUGCUUUUGUAAAGGGGUUAAUCUCACUAAGGCUUGCUCCUUUUUUGAGCAAAUGUUGAUGGAGAAGUGCCUCCCUAAUGAUGUUACCUACAAUUAUUUGAUGAAUGGCUUAACAAAUAACGUUGAUUUUGUGAUUUCUAACCAAAGAAGUGAACAGACUGAGAAUUCUCUAGUCCUGGAAUCUUUUGGAAUGAUGAUUUCAGAUGGAUGGGAUAGGAGGGCUGCUUCCUAUAAUUCUAUACUCAUCUGCCUUUGCCAACAUAAAAUGGUGAAACAUGCUUUGCAUUUGCGCGAUAAAAUGAUGAGCAAGGGAUUCCUUCCGGAUCCUGUUUCUCUUGUUGCACUGCUGCAUGGCCUUUGCUUGGAAGGAAGAUCACAGGAUUGGAACAAUGUCAUCUCCUGUAAACUGAAUGAACGAGAACUCCAAGUUGCUGUCAAGUACUCAGAGAAAUUGGAUGCGUUCCUCUCCCAGGGACAAACUUCUGAGGCCUCGUUGAUUUUGCAUUCCUUGGCUGAUCAGUUCAGCCUCCAGAUGGAAGAAGUGGAUAACCUCGAGGCCUCAUCGAAAACCAGACCUUUGAAUUGAGUUGGUAGUUAAAAUUCCAUUCUAGUGAUACUUCGGAAUGCUUAUCAGUUCCUUGACGAGAAUCUGCCAGAAAAAUCCUUUUAGAUCCUGUUGGUUAUCUGAUUCUGAAGAAUCUGUUGCAUGAGGUGGCCCUUGGACUUUGCUGUCAGUCAACAUGUUAAUGUGGAUAAAUGCUGGCGGUUAAAUUCUUUUGCAGGUCUUGCAUUUGAUUUAUGAUGAGAGACUGGAUUCAUCUUUAGUUAUAGCUCAGUUAUGAUGCUACUGUGUUUCAUUCAUACCUCCAAGUGCAAUUGCACAUAUUUGUAAAAUAGCUGUAAUUAUGUUGUGAAGGAAGAAGUUUUGCAUCCAUCAGCAAGACAUUGAAGGAAAAAUGAGUUUGCUUUUGGAGGUAUGCAACAUAAUUUUAUUUUGUGCAUCUUUUAUUCUUAUGCAGCUAGGACAGCAGAGUGAUCAUGUUCAUCACUUCUGUAUAGAGAAAACACGAUUUUGACUUCUUCUUUUUUUCCUGUUGCUCUUCAUAUUGCUGACUUGUAAAUAGGUUAACAAAUGUGAUGUAAUAUUCCAGUACAAACACACACAGAUUCCUAUAGUGCAUUGACUCCUUUCAAUA
Ricinus communis (castor bean) is the source of this 3294-nucleotide messenger RNA. Its product is annotated as pentatricopeptide repeat-containing protein At1g52620. The coding region runs from base 207 to 2684 and encodes 825 amino acids. NCBI's taxonomy places the organism in Eukaryota, Viridiplantae, Streptophyta, Magnoliopsida, Malpighiales, Euphorbiaceae. Gene Ontology annotation, molecular function: protein binding. The transcript has a single exon. The record is from RefSeq and is a predicted model, not a curated record.